Messenger RNA from Anthonomus grandis grandis, 4849 nucleotides. RefSeq lists its product as uncharacterized. The coding region runs from base 438 to 4469 and encodes 1343 amino acids. The record is from RefSeq and is a predicted model, not a curated record. Lineage: Eukaryota; Metazoa; Arthropoda; Insecta; Coleoptera; Curculionidae. Gene Ontology annotation, biological process: intracellular signal transduction; peptidyl-serine phosphorylation. Gene Ontology annotation, molecular function: protein serine/threonine kinase activity; ATP binding. The transcript has 9 exons.
UAACCGCGGCUUUUAGUAUCGGUAUAACGCGCGAAUGCUAAGAAUCCCGAAAUAUACCUUGUCGAGACAAUUGUUGCAAAACUCUACGACCGACAAUCGAUCGAUUUUAAAACGAGAAAAACUUUUUAUACGAUUGAUAUGUUGUUAAUGCUGUUUGUUAAAAUGAACAUUUUUAGUGUUUUUAGAUAAAAUUUUAAUUGCGGGUUUGUAAAGUGUAAAAUAUAAUUGUGCUUAUUCGAAAUCCAGAGAAAACAUCUUAUAUACUAAUAACGUCAUUGCAUGUCUGAUCAUAACAUAGAAAGCAGCUUUCGCGUUGGAAGAAAAAAUCAUGGAAUAAAAAUACAUCACGCUUAGCAAUAAAAACAGGUGUUUUCACCUACAACAUUUAACCUCAUUGCCAAGACUUUAUAGUGCUACGAAGCGUCACAUCGAUCAAAAUGCCAUACUAUUCUGAACUCGGAAUUUAUACGCCGAGUAGUAGUUAUACAUCUCCGUUACUACUAAAAGGUCCGUACUCGGCUCACUCGUCUAUCUUAGCGUCGAAUAUAUUGCCACCAUCUUCGAAACAAUUUAAUCGUGCUAACUUUAGAAGUUUCAAGCCCCAUUUGACAACUAUUAGUGAAUCUAGUCUUGGUGCUCCUAUAAGACGAUUAAAUUCUCCGAAAGUGCUUUAUCACACUUCGCCUAAAGUGAGAACGCCUAGACCUGUUAAAAUCAGUACAGCUGACAUAGAGCUCUCUUUAAAUAAAUAUAAGCAGCAGCCAAAGCAUCAACCUAGUAAUACUGACAAUGUACGGCAAAAAGAGUUCUCUGCUGUAAUAGAAAAAGAUGCAAAGCCAAACACCAAUAUUCGAAGAGAUCGAGCUACUAUAAGAUUACAAACAAUUCAUAAAGAUACACUGGAAAAGGAAAUCGGUCAAAUAAAAAGUUGGCGUGAUAAUUUUGAACCAGAAGAACUUGCAACAGAAGCUAAACGCCGAAAAAAGACUCCAGGAGAACUUCUAAAAGAGAAAUUUCUUAUUCGAAGCAAAAGUAAAGAAAAUAUUACACACUUGGAUGCUCCAAAAAUCACUCGAAAAACUUCAAUUAAAAAAAGUCCAAGCUUUAAAGAUAUCUGUGAUGAAAUAACGUCUGAUCAAGCUAUUGAAGAUCUGAAUCCAGGUCAGCCAAUAGAAAUAAGGCGACGUCAAAGUAGGCAAUUAUCCCAUGAUGAUCUCCUGAAAGAAAUAAAACGCAGCUCAUCAACGCUUAGUGUUGAAGAGGUUCAAAUUUUAGAUGCAUUACUGCAAGCAGAGAAUGAAGCUGGUUUAUAUGAUGCACCUCCGGUAAUUGACGAGAAACCAAAAGUAAAGAAAAAGAAAGCCACUAAGAAAAAAACUGCUGAAAUUUUGGAACUAAAUAAUAAUGCAAUUUAUUUAAAUGAUGCUCCUACGUCAAAAUUAAGAAAAGCCAGUUCAUUAAAGAAUAUGAUAAAAGACAUUUCUCAAGUAGAAAUUGAAAUGAUUCCAAUUAAGCAAAAACCAGUCAUAACAAGUUCUAUUGGUGCUAUUAAAGAAAAACCUUGCAAUAAUCUAAAAGCUGUUGUGGGGGAUUUAGAAAUUCAGGAGAGUCCAAAGCCAGAAAAAAAAGAAAAAAAGUUUAGGUUUAAUGUCACAGUGGAAGAAUUUCCUAUCGAAAAAAAAAUCAACGCUCCUAAGUAUAUAUUGAAGAAGGAUAAUUAUAGAAUUACACAUGUUCCUUUGCCGAAAUCUUCAGUUGUAACAAGUAUUCUUAAAAAACGGGAAGAAAGUCAAUUAGGAAAAAUAGAAGGUGAUGGCAAAGUCAAACAAAAAAAACUGUUAAAAAGUUUUUCAGAUGUAAAAGUUCAAAGUAAACCGAAGUUAUUGCAAAAAAGUGAUAGUGUCGAUAGCGUACAUAAUUUUACCGUGACAGUAGAAAAAUCGAACCCAGCUGACAUAAACAAGGAUAAUCUUAGUAGCCCGCCUGGUAGUGGAAAACUAAAAAUAAUGUCUAUAGAAAAAACUUUAAAAGAAACAAAUAUUUCUAAGAUUAAACAAGAAUCACAGCCGAAAACCGAUCCGAAGCCAGCAAAUAUUGUUUUAAAAAAUGUUAAGCAGGAUCUUAAGUCAGAUACAUUUUUACAAAAAUCUGAUUUAAAUGUAGUUACUAUUCAGAACAAAAAUUCAAAACCAAAAUACGCUAAUGCCCAAAAAGAAAAUAUCCAUUUAAUCAUGAAUGCUUCGCCAAAACUGUACAAGGCACACGUGAGUAAUGUCAGUGCACCUUUACCUCAAAUCGCCAUAAAAGGCAUUAUAGGUAAACGUACAAUAACAAAAGUAAAUGCAGAAAUUGGACCAUUAUUAAAAGCUCAAGUGACACCCAUUAAUAAUAUUAUCACAGCUCAAAAGGCUAUAUUAAAUACUUUAAUAGAAGAUUCAAAUAAAUAUAGUUCAGUUGAAAGAAAUAAAACGGCAGUUCCUAUCAAUGAUAUUAAAGCACAUCAAGACAGUAUUAAAGGUAAAGAACUAAAACAAGCUAGAACUACGGAAAUAUUACAGAAAAUUGUAAAUGAAGUAACACAUGACCAUGAAGCAACACCUAAAAAUGAUAUAUUAAAAAAUCAAAAGAAAACAAAGGCAAGCCCGGCAGAAAGUAAAGAUUUAUUAGAAAACCAAAAUGGAAAAACCAGUUUCUGGGAUAGUAUAGAAACUGAAAAAUAUGAGCCGCCAAAACCUGGAAAACUUAAGCUGGAAAUUAAGGAUCCUAAAACGCUCCUUAAAGAAAUUCAAGAAGUUCGUAAGGAGGAAGAAACUAAAAGUAUUCCAGAAACUCCCGAAGAAAAAGAGAAACGUAUCAUUUCAAAACGCUCUUUAAUUCAAAAAGCAAACAAAAGUGAUCCGGAUUUGCGAGUGUUUGAACCUCCUACUCCUCCAAAUCCUGUAAACGUUCCCAGUCCUGAACCUUCUUUCGUUCCAUUACAGUCUAACAGAUUAUCCCAGUGGAUGCAUCCCUGGAAAAAACCACAGCAAAUGGAAGAAUGUCCGGUAGAAAUAUUCGCGAAGCCAAAGUUCAUUCGAGCACGACAUAUUCCGCGAAGAUGGAGACAGGAUGGUGAUAUACAAUGUGAUAGUGAGGAUAGUACUACCAGUGAGGAAGAAAGUUCAGAAGAGAGUGGCGAGGAAGAGAGUGAUGAUGAAGAAUGUGAUAUUGUUGGUGCACAGAAUAUAGUUGGUGCUAGUACGUCAAGUACGGAUUCAGGAUUUGAUUCCGGACGAGUGAAAAAUAAAGGUUCAAUCGACAGCCGGGAUUCCCCAGGUAACACAUUAAACCCCGCCUUAAAUCCGGCAUUUGCCUUAGACUUCAACGACCUUCCAGAAGAAGUAAGCCAAAGUAGUACCUAUCAGGGAUUCCAAAAAAGUGGAAGGAUAACUCCACCGGCCACAACCAUACCUCGAUUUAAAAAAUAUUGCGUUGACGACUUUAACUUUUUGAAAGUUCUAGGAAAAGGUAGUUUUGGCAAAGUACUUUUGGCGGAACUUAAGGGUACCGAAUACUAUUACGCUAUUAAAUGUUUAAAAAAAGAUGUAGUACUGGAAGAUGAUGACGUAGAGUGUACGUUAAUAGAAAGAAAAGUACUAGCACUUGGAACGAAGCAUCCUUAUUUAUGUCAUUUAUUAUGUACCUUCCAGACUGAGUCACACUUAUUCUUUGUAAUGGAGUACCUGAAUGGUGGAGAUCUUAUGUUCCAUAUUCAAGCGGAAAGGAGAUUUUCUGAAGCUAGAGCCAGAUUUUAUGGAGCAGAAAUUGUUUCGGGCCUGAAAUUUUUACAUAACAAAGGAAUCGUAUAUAGAGACUUGAAGUUGGAUAAUAUCCUUUUGGAUUUUGAUGGCCACGUAAGAAUAGCUGACUUUGGAAUGUGCAAACUACAAAUUUUCUUGGAUAGGAUGGCGGAUACUUUUUGUGGUACACCCGACUACAUGGCUCCAGAGAUUAUAAAGGGUCAACAUUAUAAUCAGUGCGUGGACUGGUGGUCAUUUGGAGUUCUAUUAUAUGAAAUGCUACUAGGACAAUCGCCGUUUAGUGGUAGCGAUGAAGAUGAAUUGUUUUGGUCUAUUUGUAAUGAAAAACCAGUUAUUCCACGAUUCUUAAGUUCAGAAGCUGGUUCUGUUCUAUUACAGUUUUUAGAGAAAGAUGCAAACAAAAGACUUGGGAAUCGAUUCUCACCUCACGGAGAUAUACAAGAUCAUGCUUUCUUCCAACUUAUUGACUGGCAAGCCCUAGAAGCCAGACGCUUGGAGCCGCCUUUUAAACCUUACUUGCAACAUCCAUUGGAUACUCAAUACUUUGAUAAAACCUUCACGGUAGAACGGGCAAAGCUAACUCCAAUAGAAUCGGGAAUCCUUCAAUCCAUGGACCAAACGCAAUUUCAAGGAUUCAGUUACACCAAUCCAAACGCCACCGACAAAUGAUAUUUUGAAUAAGAUUAUGGUGAUUAUUGAAUUUUGAGUGAGAAUCUUGUACCUUAAAAUAUAGGAUAUACCUCUCCUAUAUACAUUUUUUCCGGUUUUGUUAAAAAUAGCAUAUAAUGCUAAUAUAGAGAAGACUACGAAAAGAUUUAUUAAUGUUUUUAAUAUGUAAAUGUUGAUGUCUACCUCAUGUGUCGUAGGUUUACUUUAGAAAACGUACUUAAAAAAAUAUUUAAACUAAAAUUAAUAAUGCAAUAGGUAUUUAGUCUUAAUUUGAGUUUGGAUAUGUAAAAGAUUUUGUAGUGAGGUAGUCUUAAUUUGUUUGCUAUUUAGAUGUGUAUAAAAAUUUGACGAUUAUAUUUUAAUAAAUAUUAUAAUGCUCU